This is a messenger RNA of Colletotrichum truncatum, 1146 nucleotides long. Its product is annotated as proteasome regulatory particle subunit. Gene Ontology annotation, cellular component: cytosol; proteasome regulatory particle, lid subcomplex; nucleus. The record is from RefSeq and is a predicted model, not a curated record. Gene Ontology annotation, biological process: ubiquitin-dependent protein catabolic process. Gene Ontology annotation, molecular function: structural molecule activity. NCBI's taxonomy places the organism in Eukaryota, Fungi, Ascomycota, Sordariomycetes, Glomerellales, Glomerellaceae.
AUGAACGUCGACACAAUUCCUGAUUUCCUUGCGGAGCAGCGCGAUGAGGCACCCGAAGAGCUUCAGCACCUUGUUCUGGAGUUUGAGAAUUACUGGGAGCGAAAACUUUGGCACCAGCUUACCGAUGCCCUUGGCCAGUUCUUUAGCCACCCAGGCAGCAAGCCGCAGCGGCUCUCCUUCUACAAGGUCUUCAUUCUUAAGUUCGCGGACAAAAUCAACCAGCUGAAGCUUGUCGACCUGGCCUUGAAGGCUGCUACAGAAUGCAAAGAUGACGAAGAACGCCUUACGUUCCUCCAAGGUGUUGCGAAGAAGGUCGAUAACGAGAACUCACAAGAUGCCUUGGUAUAUGCAUCUGUUGCUGUUGCUAGAGUAAAGCUGAACCUCGAGGAUAUGGAUGGCGCCAGGAAGGAUCUCGACUCGGCCGAGAGAAUACUGGACAAUUUCGACUCGGUCGAGACUAUUGUCCAUGCUGCCUUCUAUGACGCGAAUGCCAACUAUUACCAGCGCAAAAUGGAUUUUGCAGCUUACUAUCGCAACGCUCUUCUCUAUCUUGCCUGCAUCGAUAUCAACUCUCUCACAGCCCAGGAGCGCCACAGACGGGCACUUCACCUCAGCAUCGCCGCAUUGGUGUCUGAUACCAUUUACAAUUUUGGCGAGCUGCUUCUGCACCCCAUUCUCGAUGCCCUUAAGGACACCCAAGACUCAUGGUUCCGCGACCUGCUUUUCGCCUUCAACCGAGGCGAUCUCCAGGGUUUUGAGGCACUCUCCAGCCGUAUGCGUUCCAAGGAGCUCCUAAACGAGAAUGCUGGUCACCUGCGACAGAAAAUCUAUCUCGCUGCCCUGACGGAGGCUGUCUUUCGUCGCCCCCCUCACGAUCGCGCCAUGUCCUUCAGUACCAUCGCUCAGGAGACCAAGGUUCGACCAGACGAGAUUGAACACCUGAUCAUGAAGGCGUUGAGCUUAGGCCUUCUGCGUGGAAACAUUGACCAGGUGGAUGAGGUGGCGCAUAUCACCUGGGUCCAGCCCAAGGUACUGGACAUGAAGCAGAUUGCCAACAUGCGCCAGCGCCUGCUCGAUUGGGACUCGAGCGUUAACCAGCUUGGGAACUGGAUUGAGACUGCAGGAGGCGACGUUUGGGCUGCUUAA